This is a messenger RNA of Armigeres subalbatus, 7755 nucleotides long. Its product is annotated as hemicentin-1-like. Gene Ontology annotation, molecular function: cell adhesion molecule binding. Gene Ontology annotation, biological process: cell-cell adhesion. The transcript is spliced from 9 exons. NCBI's taxonomy places the organism in Eukaryota, Metazoa, Arthropoda, Insecta, Diptera, Culicidae. The record is from RefSeq and is a predicted model, not a curated record. The coding region runs from base 1345 to 5157 and encodes 1270 amino acids. Gene Ontology annotation, cellular component: plasma membrane; cell-cell junction.
GCGUCAUUUAGUUUCGAAUAUCGCCACUCCGGGCAACGACGUGUCGUAGUGUUGCUGCCGUUCGUUCUGUCGGUUUUGUUUUUCUCCUCCUGCCCCAUUCCACUCAUUCCGAACCGGUGUGUGAUUUGUGUGCUUACCUGGCUGGUAUUGUUGGAUUACCUGGCACCUCACCUCCCCUGACCCGUCGGAUCGCGCUGUCCUGUCGGGUAACGAGACCGGGGUGCAGCCUUUGCAGGACCAAGGGUAUGCGAGAGUGAGCGCGCGAUUUGACGUUGAAUGUGACGACACAGGAUAAACAAUAGAAGUAUGCGGGUGAUUUGAAUUUUAUUAUCGACUGCAACGGCAAAGGUAAACAAGGUGUGGUGUAUUGGAGAAACUUACACCGACGAGGGCUUGAUUAAGUGGUGAAGCUGCAAUCGUUGUUAGGGAGUGAUUAACUAGCGAUUGAUUAUGCUAAUUAAUGGUUACUUAAUUUGGCUAAUUACGGCAACUGGUCUACUGUGGCGGGUGUGAGCGUGUGUUUACAUUAGGCGCUUGUGGCGAAAACAACAACAGUUGAAGAGUGUGCUGUACGCCGGAGGAAAAGUGAGACCAUCUGUUGCAAGGUGAAGUGCAAGCGAAGUAACAACAAACGAAGAGCGUGGAAUAAAGGUUUCUUGAAAACAGAAAUGUUUAUUUGAUUAAUUUAAGAAGCAACGCGUUCGUCCGACUGAAAACAGCAGCUUUUAAAAUAAGUGUGAUUGAUUUGGAUGUAAGUGGCUCAACAAGUAAACGAAUAUACCAGUGCACAAGUGAUACACAACUACUUCGCAGUUUUGGCCUUGAACAAAAAGUUUUGCGAAUUAAGUGGAGCUGAAUUGCAAAUCUAGACCAAACGCAUCGAAAACAGACGGGGAAGUUUAAAGUUUGAUUUGGUAUUCCGACUGAAGGGUCAACCUUAAAGGGGUCUAUCGAUUUGCAGCGAAACCGAUCGGACACUGAUCGACAGUUUGUCCCCACGGUGAUUGAUUCCACUUUUACGGUGAUUGUGAUUGCGGUGCGAUACUCAUCCGAAGAGCCGCUCAGGCGGAACGAUGAUGUUUGGUGGCGGCCGCAGUGUACGGUCGUGAUGAGCUCCAACGACGUCCGAUGGACUGGAAAAAUGGUUGAGUGAAAAAUUGCGUGCUUUGUGGUGGCAGAAAAAGUGCGCCAAUUUGGCGGAAAUUCGUUUGGAUUUGGAUGUUUGUGCGGAGUAGUUUACAAUCCGUUUGAAUUGAACCUGAGACACAACGAACACAACUUGCUGCGUGUACGGCAGCAGUGGAGUUUGAUUUGAGCAAUAGACUACUGGUUGUUUAACACAGGAUGGAUUCAGCAAGAGGAGUACGACGGAACGAUUCGCCCAGAUUUAAUAAAGCAUCACGAUGGCUGCCAACGUUGGUGAUAGCGUUGUGUUUGGUUCUGAGCACCCACGCCGAUAAGACCAUGGACACCCGGGAGGGUGAGGACGUGACGCUCAAGUGUCGCUUCAACGAGCAUUACUCGGACCGGGAGUACUCGUACUACUGGGCCCGGCAGAGUCUCAACAAGUACGACAAUGUGGCCAUCAAGGCGGACACCUUCAACCAGAACUACAAAAUCGACUAUCGACCGGACAAGGGCAUCUACGACCUGCAGAUCCUGAAUGUGUCCUACUCGCGUGACAACGGUCGGUACGAGUGCCGCAUCAAGCUGUUCGGCGACGGCGAAGUCAUCUACGAAGACUACUACAAUCUGACGGUGCUGACGCCUCCGCAGCCUCCGCUGAUCUUCCCCGGCAGUGAAACCACUGCCACCGAGGACAAAGCUCAGGAACUGACCUGCAGCAGCGUUGGCGGAUCACCCGAUCCUGUGAUUUCAUGGUACCGGGAGGGUAGCACCACGCCAUUGGCAGCCAAUCUGAUCAGCGGUGGUUCCCGGGAUCUACAAACGACGAGCACUCUGACAAUCAUCCCUCGCCGAGAGGACGACGGAGCCAAAUUCAUGUGCGUGGUUUGGAAUCGUGCCCUGCCGGAAGGCCAACGACUGGAAACGGUCACGACACUAUCCGUUAACUAUUUCCCACGUGUUGAAAUUGGCCCCGAAAAUCCGUUGAGCGUAGAACGUGACCAGACAGCCAAGCUGGAGUGCAACGUUGAUGCCAAACCGAAACCGGAGCGAGUGCAGUGGACCCGCAAUGGCCGUUUUAUCUCGUCCCAUCCGGUACACACCAUCCAUCGGGUAUCGCUGCAGGACGCUGGAAAGUAUGCCUGCUCGGCUGACAACGGGCUGGGCAAGACCGGAGAACAGGAAAUCGUGCUGAAUGUCCUGUACCCACCGAUUGUUCAGAUCGAAUCCAAGACCAAGGAAGCCGAGGAGAAGGAAACCGUUCAGAUCAAGUGCAACGUCACGGCCAAUCCACCACCAGUCACAAUCGAAUGGUUGAAGGAGGGUGAUCUGGAGUUCAGAAGGAAUGGCGAUACUCUGACCUUACGGGAUGUACGAGCCGAGGACGCAGGAACUUACGUAUGCCGAGGUAUUAACAUCAUGAAACCGUACGGAGGGAAGACCUUAGAGCGUGAAGGUAAUGCCUCGAUUGCACUUCUGGUCCGUCAUCGUCCUGGCCAAUCCAUGAUCACACCGGAGAAACCCGUAGUUCACGUUGGUAACAGCGUAAGUUUGAUGUGCAAGGCUGAUCCUCCUGGCUGGCCUCUGGCUCAGUACCGCUGGUACCGUGACGUUGGUGGUGAAGUUUCCACAACUGUGAUCGCCCAAGGCGCCCAAUAUCUCAUUCCCAAGGCAGGUCUCCAAAGUGAAGGCAAAUAUUACUGCCAUGCUGGAAAUGACCUUGGCAAUGGUGGAAUGGCUAGCGCUGUACUCGAAGUUCAUCAACCUCCUCAAUUCCUGGCUAAAGUUCAGUCGAACAUGAUCCGACGCGCUGGUGAAACCGAUUUCACAGUUACAUGCAGUGCUAAGGGAAAACCUGAACCUACGAUCACCUGGCUGAAGGACGACAUCGAAAUUACCCCAGACUUGCACAUGUUUGAAAUGAAAACCAACGUUGAUAAGGGUCCCAAUGGCAUGGUCACGGUUCAAAGCAUGCUCAAGUUCGUUGGAAAGGUUCGCCCCAAUGGAAACGAUCUUAUGCCUGGAGAUCGCGGCCAGUACACCUGCUUGUACGAAAACGAAGUCAACAAGGCCAAUUCCACUAUGCAUCUGAAGAUCGAACACGAACCGAUUGUCCUUCAUCAGUACAACAAGGUUGCCAAUGAUAUUCGAGAAACGGCUGAGGUUCUUUGCAAAGUUCAGUCUUACCCGAAACCAGAAUUCCAAUGGCAAUUCGGAACCAAUCCAGCUCCGAUCAACAACAACGAGCACUAUGAAAUCAGUUCGACCUCGGACAGCAAUGACGUUUACACGAGCAUUCUAAAGAUCAACAACCUUCGCCAUCAGGACUACGGAGACUACCAUUGCCGUGUUUCCAAUGCUCUCAAUACUAUUCACGUUCCGAUCCGUCUUCAACCCAAAGGAUCCCCCGAGAAGCCAUCUAAGUUGAAACCGGUUGAGCUGGGUCCCAACUUUGUUGUCCUCUCCUGGACGCCUGGAUUCGACGGAGGCCUCAGCAAUACGAAGUACUUCGUAUCCUACCGCAAGAUCGUCAUCCCGAAUGAAAGCUUGGUGACGGACGAGUGCGCUGCCGUUGCUGCCAGCGGUGCCGAAUGGAUGGAGUUCGACUGCCGACGGGAAGUUCCCUGCACGAUCACUCCUCUCGAUCAUCAUCAAAGCUACAUGUUCAAAGUGAAAGCCCUCAAUACCAAGGGAGUUUCCGAACACUCCAACGAAAUCAGUGCCACGACAAAGGUCGAAAAGGUUCCCCUCCCACUGCACGCAUCUUUCGAUCCGGAAACCCGCAUCCUCGCGAUGAACAUCGGAACCACGUGCCUGUCGAUGAUUGCGAUCGUGGAAUCGGUCAUCUACGGUGACACCCCGAUGGCUGCUUGGCACAUCAUCGAAACGGUCGAGCUGGACGUCAAUGGUCACGAGCCAACCUAUGUGGAGCGGAAGAUUGAACAUUUCGUGGCCAACCGUCGGAACAAUGGACGAUCGCUCGGAACUGGACUGGAGGACAUUCCACUUCCCGCUUUGGAAGAUGAGCUUAAUCCGCGGGUGCGCGUCAAGCUGUGUUUGAAGAUCAACCACGAAUACUGCGGAGAUUAUGUCGAAGCUGAUAUAGGUCCCUCGCUUAUCACGGAGGCUUCGUUUGUUGAACUACCAACGCUCAUCGCCAUCGUUGUAUCCUGCAUCGUCGCCGGUUUGUUUGCCGUCCUGUUGUUAAUGUUCUGCCGCUGCAAACGCAAGCAGUCCAAGGAGUCAGCCAAGGCCAAGGAAUAUGAUAUCGAUUCGAUCCAUCCAUCGAUCGUGGCUCAGCAGAACCAAGCUCCUCCUCCGUAUUACUCUGCUAGCAGCUUGGAAAACAAGGCUCUGGAGCACUCCAUGGAUUUGGCGAUGGACCAGAAUACGGCACUUUACGCUAGUCAGCAAACGUACGGAUAUCAUCAACAGAACGCAAUGAUGCCUCAGGUUCCCCAGAAUGACUGGUCUAACAUGGGAUACGUGGAGAACUCUUACUCCAACUCGAACAACGGUGGAAGUGUCAACUCGCAGGACUCGAUCUGGCAGCUGAAGAUGUCGGCUGCGGCAUCCAACUCAGCGAACAUGAUCCCCCAGCACAACUACAUGGACCAGCCGCUGCAGCAGAACUACGGAUACGACCCGAUGACGCACGGUGGAUAUGGAGCCGUGGACGAUUACGCUCCCUACCCGCACCUGAUGACCACGGCCAGCCAGCACGGAGGCGAUGACUAUCACCCGAACAUGCGCAACAGCCAGAACCCGUCGCGCCAGGACUACUGCAGCGACCCGUACGCAUCGGUGCACAAGCCGAAGAAGCGGAUGGACCAGCAUAUGGACUUCGUCGCCGAAUCGCCGUACCAUGAUGUCAGCGGACUGCCCGAUCCGUACAUGGAGCAGGACGAGGUGAAAUCACCGGGCCCCAACCAGCAUCUCUCGAUGAGCUACGACGACGCUUUGGCACUGGAAAGUGGAUACUCGACUCCGAACUCGCGCAACCGCCGUGUCAUACACGAAAUUGUCGUGUAACAGGACAGCGCGUGCAGAAGAAUCGGAAAUCAGAAUCACCGGAAAAUAUAAAACAAGGACACGCUACAAGGAUACGCUGGGAACCAAGACGAAAGGUCAGAAUCAGUAAAACCACGAGAAACAAACUCUAAGCAGCACACUCACAGAGAUUAGUUCAAAUUUUUUAAUCGAAUCGAUAGCCGGCAGCAAUGGCGGUUGCAUAACUUCCAAGAAAAUCGUUAAAAUUGUACAAACAGUUUAUCAGAGGGCAGGCAUGCUGCAAGCUACACUGCACGAAAACGGAAGGGUGAAUACGAAAGUUUAUACAUUUAAAAAUAACGAUCGUCUGGACGAAACGGCUUCAGCCCAAGGGCUCUGUUUGAUCUCAAAUAACUCUUUCUGAGGCAAUCGCUGGAUGGUGCGGCCAAACUGUGAUUGUAAAUAUAACCAUAAGCGUAAAUAAGUUUAGCUCCAGUUAUUUUUAUGAAGCGUGUUUUACCCAGAAUAAGCAACAGAUAGGCAAAUUCUCACAUUGCAUCGACGAUGGAACAAACGACACGGAACGGCAACUUUAAACCAGACGGCUGGCAAGCUUUGGCAGCAGAGCGGUUGAUCGUCUCCGUAGUGCGCGAAACCGAAUGUGCCAUUAUUUAAUGUGUGUGUAAAUGUCAAAAUAUCAGAAAACACAUCGACUUGGGACGAAAUAAUUAUGUGAGGAUGCAGAAAAAGAGAAAACACAGAAAUAUGAGAUAAGAUCGAGUCACACGCUACUUGAAGAUAUGUGAAAUUUGAAACUCCAAAUUAUGAAUAUCGUAUGAGAUUAGGGGUAACAAAUAAGAAGUAAAGUUCGCUACUUAAGGUAAAGAACAAAGCUCGUUCAAGUCGAAUGGAUGCGUUUCCAAAAGUCGUCAAUACAUAUUUUGUAAGAUAUUUUAAGGCAAAAUGGUGCCAUUCUCAAUUCAUUUCGAAGCGGUUGCUACCUACUUUCGGUUCGGGUAGUGAUUCACUCUUGGAAUGAGUUCUGAUGAAUCUUCCACCUAAUUGUAGGAAUAUGAAGACGUGACACAUGACAACAAAAAUUAGUUCUAGACAUUUUCUUUCUGAUAAAAGUUAUCUCAUCAUAGAAUUAUUGAAUCUUUAUAUUGAACCGCAGCUGGAACAGUAAACCGGAUUAGUGCUACUGUGGCGUUAAGGGCAACAUUUCACAGGUGAUCCAAUUUAUAUUUGAAUUUAUACAAAAUUAGUUUUAGAUCAAUUUGAAUAAAAGUACAUUUACAUACCAUUCUAUAUUUUCUAAAUAGUCCAGAGUUGUAAUCUGAUCGCAGCUGAAUUAGUAAUGCAGAUAAUAAAUUUCCCCUUAAAAUCAUAAGGCACUACUCCAGCAGCUUUACUGAAAUAGUAAUACAAAGUUUCUUAUGAAGAAAUAUGCGUUGUGUCACUUGCCAGCUGUAAAAUUCGUCCUCCUCCAAUCGUAUCUUCAGUGUACUACACACUUUAAACUCCUCACGUUAAUUGUGUGAGAUUAAUUCAAAGUUGUAAAAUGUAAAUUGCCUUCCUUCUCCUUCCAUCUCCUCGGUAAUGUUAACAACUCUUCCCUCCGUAGUUUUAACGAAGAAAGAAAUAUGCUCGUUUUUCUACUUUUAAUUUUAGUUGCUAUUAUGUACGAUUUAAACCCAAACACACCGAUAAGGAUAAGAGUGCUAGGCGAGAAAUGAGUAAUUAAAAACUUGUACAUACCCCAACAACUCCCCCCACCUUUCCGAACAGUGUUUGUGACUGGUGGAACCGCGCGUUGAGUCUCAAUGUUGUAAAAAUGGAACGAAAGUGUUGCAGUUACAGUUGCAAAACACCUCCCUGGUUCUACCAACCCCCAAUGUUCCCUUCCAUCCCGCACAAGCUUGUUGAAAAGUCAACAGGCACUAAAUUAAAAGGGCUAAUCGUCGUCACCACUUCAUGCGCCAGCGGCCAUCCCUCUCCCACACUCUGCCUGAGCGGAAGGAGAACCAGCGCGAGCCAUUCCGGAAACGAGCAAGACGACAAAUGACUUCUUUACAUUCUGUGCAAAAUGCAGGGACGCGGGAAAAUGCAACUCAGUUAUGCAUUGAAACACUUUUCGAGAUUUGAGGCGGAAAUAUUGAAACAAAAAAAAAACACAGAAACCAGGAUAAGUUUCUGCUUGCAAGCAAUUUAUUCGACGUAAGCGAGAAUAAAAAGAAACACAAGAGUUAACGAAAGUUAUAGCAAGAGUUAACGAUGAAAGCACAACGAACGAUAGAAGAACAAGCAUCUCAGUAUCAAUUAGUGGAAACUUUGGCUCAAAAAACAGCUGGUGGCAUAGAAGAUUCAAAUUAUGAUCCUACUGAAUUGGAAUCAGAAAGCACUCGGUAAUAAGCGCCUGGCUUAAUUAGCGGGGAGUCGUCGAGUUCUUUCUGGCUCCAUGGCGGUAGCAUCGCGUCCAUAUAGUAGUGAGCGAAAGCAUGUUGUGUAAAUAUAUUGACUGAAAUUAUUAUUAUUGCUAUCAGCGGAUCUACUUAUUUUAGUACGAUUUGUAAGUACACAUUUUAGAUGUUAGGAGAAAAUUUUUUGAAGGAAAUAUAAAUUUAUUUUUAAUAAAACCAA